AUCCAAUCCUGUCAAUUGUCUCGCCCUGAACCGAGGACAAUUUAGUUAUUUUUUCGUAAACAAAUAUGUAUUUUUUUGCCAACAAACAUUGCCAAAUACCGGUAUAAGGUCUUCUAGAUAUAUUAAACAGACGUCUUGAACUGGUUUAUAAAGGGGUCGGUUCUGAAAUGUAAUAACCUGCCUUUCUCCUGUCCGACAAGAGCCGCUUUCCACCGUAUGCGCAGCGGUUAGCGAACUAAUGAAGUCUUUACGGGAUGGAACAGCAAACUGGACUUUUAUCUAUGAAUUUGUAGGGAACGCUUGAUAAAGCCAAAUAUUCACAGCGGGCGCAGAGCUCCGGCCGAGGUAGGCCCAUGUGAUGAUGUUGUCAUCUGUUCCGGCUGUUCCAAGAGGUGGUCAGCAGAUACCCGGCACCAUAUCGGUGGGUCUGGUGGAUCCAUGCCCCCCUCUUUCCCAGUUGUACCAUGAACAACUGGCCACAGGGUGCAGAGAGACUAGCAAGGACCAGAAGACUGCUGCGGCUUGUGUAGGACCUCUGAUGUCCAUGUCUCUCAGACCAGCGGAGAGCAAAGCUAGAGAUGGUAAUCUUGGGAUGAGCUCUGGUGGGAGAGGGCAACAGAUCCCGGUGGAACGCAGGCAGAACGCUUUGGGCUCAGUCUCCAGUCUAAGAGGUCACGUCUAUGGGACUGCUGGCUCUGCCGACUUCAGAAGAGCAGAGAGACCAGUGUCAGACCAGGUUUGGAAUGUUCAAGGCUUUCAAAGACCUGGCAACAAUGGCAAUGUCUUGGUUAAUCCAAAACAACUAGAGCUUACCUCCAGAGCCUCAGCCAGGGCCUCGCCUCCGCUUCAAGGCUGCCCCCCUGGCCCUGCUCCCCCGGCCGGCCCCACAGGUGAGCAGCUGGGCAUCCUGGAGCGCUGCCUGGCAUCCCACCAGGCAGAGAUGAAGCGGCUGCUGACGGGUGCCCUGGGCACCCUGUGCCAGCGGCUACAGGUGGUGGAGAGAAGGAUGGAGGAGCUCUACGAGCAGGGAACCAAACACGGCAACAGCCUGGCCCUGCUCAACACCCAGGUGGGCCAGCUGGUGAGAAGGAUGACCGCCACCACCAAACAGGACUUGUCACCUCUCCAUGGUCUGGGAAUGGAACCAAGAGCACUGAAAGAAGAAAAGUUGGACUUCACCAAGCUGUUACCACAUGGUCCAAACCCUUCAUGCAAUAUGGGCUGCUCUGGAACAGACAAGGGGAGCCUCACUGGAUGUCAAUGGAGGAUGGCGACAACAUUUUCACCUAGCCACAGUCCGGCCCAGCGCUGUGAACACAAUGAGGGAUUUGGUGGGGAAAUGAAAAGGACAGAGUUGGGGCACUUCUUACCCUCUGUCGGAAAAGAUGUGGUCACAGAGUGGUGCAUGCAGGGAAACUACUCCCCCAUGUCGGACUCUGAGGAUCUGGACAUGGAGCUGGCUGGCGAGAAGGGGCAGGACGCUCCCACCAGGUUGGUCAAUUAUGCCCUGGUGGACACAGAGUCUAGUGACAGCCAGGAAGUGACCCUUCUAUCUCCUUCUUGGAAGGCACAAUCUGGGGACACUCAAGUGAACAGGAGAGGGAGUAUGGAGACACAUCCACGCUCUCCUCAUAUGCACGUCCCCACUCAAUCACAAGGCCAAUCCAAAAGCACUGAGAUCCCAACGUGUCCAAUUCCAAGUAAGGGUGGGACUAUGGCUGCAUUUUCUGAGGUGGUCCAGUUGAGCCCUAUAGGAGCUUGCUCUCUGUUGGCACAUUUCGUUAAAGUCGUAGGCUCAUCUAGGUCCGAGCACACCGGUAGAAUAACUCCAACUUAUUUCCAGCGAAGGAUCACCAGCCCACCUCGCACUGACCGCACGGCCUACACGCAGUCCUCCAAAGAGGCAGAGAAAGACCGGAAGCCUGAGAGGAAGAGGCGGAACAAGAGGGAAGCGAAGGCACACCCGGUUGGCGAGUUAGUCUCCACUGCCGCCGUGUCCAUCAAGGGUAGCUUCUCCGCCCAGGUACAGGACCAACCGCAGGCUGGUGUGGGCAGGGAGACAGCCGAUGAGAGGCAGUGGAGGCAACAACACGAGAGGUUUGUGGAGAGUAUAAGGGAGUCAUACGGCGGACAAGAAAAUCAGAGCCUUAGAUUAACCGUACCUACUAAUCAGCAACACUCUCCAUUGUGCCAUGCCCAAUUAAAAUCUCCAGACCGACUAUCGCCAUCAGGUUCAGUCUCUGUGCCGGAUUCCCGGUCUCCACCAUUGACUGGCUACAUGGACCCUCAGAAGGACACACGAGCCCUCCUGCCCUUCCAUUCUAUCAGCCCCUCUCUGGAUACCUCUGUGGCCUCCAAGUUCCCCUCUCCCCGAAAUGGCUCUUGUAAAUCUCUCAUCGUUGGUGUUCAAUCCACCCACCACGAGUGCCAGGCCCUCCUGCUCCAGCUGUCGGACACAGCCAACCACCUCAUAGCUGCCAGCCCCUCUCCGGAGCUCCCCUCACCCCCGGAUGGUGGUCAAAGCAGAAGGGGGAACCUCCCGCACUUCUUCAACUCCAAGCUCAAGCGCCACUGGGAUAAGGACCGGCCCUCCUGUAAGAAGCGGCAGCUAAAAGGCAUUAGCAGCACUGGUGGCGCUCUAGCCAUGACUCUCCUGGAGCUGCAGGACGAGACGUCGCAGCACCACUGGCAGUCACUGGUGAUUCUGGGCAGCCCAGUCUUGCUUCUUUCCCCCCUGCAGCUGGCGUCCCUAGCCCAGACCUUCUCCCGCUGUUGCAGCAAACUCUUGAACGGAGACACCUCUACCCUGCAGCGGGGUCUCUCUCGCCUACUCCGCACCACUGGUCAGUUCCCCAUGUCCCUCUUCAGCCAGACGGGCUUCUCUAAGAUCUCCAAGGGGGGUCUGAGCACUGUGCUGGCCGCCUCCUCCCCAACCUCCUUCCGCCACUGGUUCAGACACAAGUGCCCCGCUUCCCUCAUGAGACUGUCGGCCACGGAGGUGAAGACUGUGGUGUGUCAGAUCAUGGAGUCGCGGAAGAAGUACAUGCAUCUUCCCCUGCUGCCCCUCAAGGACUACACUGGCCCGCCUGGCCUGGGCAAUGACCACAGCACAUCUUUCACCUCUCCGCCCACACAGCGAUGUAGGGUCAGACUCACCCCAGAGCGGGCCCUUUCCCAAUCCAGAACCAGCCAUGGGCACAGCCCCAAGACCAUGCGUCUGGAUAACCAGCCUGAGCCUGUACCCAGUCUUGCCAUCGCUACUGCCAACGUCAAAUACCCAGGUCUGCAUGGGCAUGGCUGCAGCCCAUCCAGAGAGGGAGGUCUGUAUGAGGCGACUGUGGGGGCCCCGCCAGGCCAGCGCUCCAAGAGGGUAUCCCAGAUCCGCAUCCGGAAGACUGUUCCCAAACCAGACAAUAACCUCACGCCCAUGGGCCUGCCCAAACCAAAAAGACUGAAGAAGAAGGAGUUCAGCUUGGAGGAGAUUUACACCAACAAGAAUUAUAGAUCGCCCACUCCCAACAGGAGCCUAGAGACGAUCUUCGAGGAGCCCAAGGAGAAGAACGGAUUGCUGGUCUGCAUCGGCCACCAGAAGAGGAAGCGCGUGCUGGACUUCCCAGACUUCACACUGCCGCGCAAACGAAAAGCCAGAGCCAACCUGCUGCCCCUGCGCGUGAAGGGCCCCAGGGGCCGGAGCCGGAGGGGGAGGCCCGACGAUUCCGACCUGGACAUUAUGCUCAUCGAGAGGUUGAGCGAGCUGGAGGACUUCUUCACCUGCCAAGGCCUGGAGGACUGAGCAGUCCCUCAAUACCCUCUCCUUCACAUCCAAAUGCACAGGCUGUGUCCCAAAUGGCACCCUGUUCAGCAUAUAGUGCUCUACUUUUGACCCAAGCCCACUGGGUCAAAAGUAGUCUCAUUUGUGACAUGCUACACAUGCAUUGCACGCAGUUCCUCAUUCUCAGUUUUUGUUUGGCGCACUUGAAAUAACCAGCCAGUCACAUUAUUGUUUUAUAACUGCUAGCAUUUGAAGAGCUAGAAAAGAGCAAAGGCAAACCGUGACCAGCCCAGGCACCGUGCCACUGGCCAGCCCAGGCUCCGUGCCACUGGCCAGCCCAGGCUCCGUGCCACUGGCCAGCCCAGGCUCCGUGCCACUGGCCAGCCCAGGCUCCGUGCCACUGGCCAGCCCAGGCACCGUGCCACUGGCCAGCCCAGGCACCGUGCCACUGGCCAGCCCAGGCCAUUUGUUAUUGUUUUUGUUUUGAGGAAAUGAGCGUUCGGCAUCGUUAAAAAUCAAUAUAUUUGAACAUACUGUGCUGUUCUACUGCGCAUGCAGUGUUUGUUGUUUGAAGUAAAGUCUUUGUUGUAAUGCUUCACCGCUAUGGAUUCCAACUUUAAUGCCUUUAGUGGAAGUUUAAAGUCAAUCCAGCAAAGAUAUGAUUUUGUUGAUAGACUAUGAAUAGUGGUUGAACAAUCACUGUCUUCUUAGGAACUAAUAAUUGAAACAGAGAAUUUGGAACACUGAUACCUAAAUGUGUGUGUUCGUUCACACACAUGCACACACAUGAAGCUUUUGCGUAUGAACACUGUAGACUACACAAGCACAUGGGUGGCAAGUUCACCAACCCAUACCCGAGCACUUUCCUUCUUACCUUAUUCAGACCAUGUGACCUGUACUGGGAAAAACUCUGGGUUGUAGUUAAGGCCCAGAAUCUUUGUUAGGCAGGUGGUCGCAUGGUCAGGAAAAACUCUUGUCCCUAACCGUUUUCCAUUUGAUGGGGGUGUUUGAGGAGGUCGUGUGCACUGAGUGGUCCGUGCUUCUAGUCCAGUGAGAGUGUGGGCUGUGUGCCUGUAGUUAUUUUCCUAAUUCCUAUUGCUGCUAUACCCCCUACCUAGUAUAUUGCUAAAUUAUAUUAUAGAUGUUAUGUCAAAGUUCAGAACAUCAGUUUUAUUUUUUGAAACCACGUGAUCCGUAGUCAUAUGCGGUGCAUUGGGAAAGUAUUCAGACCCCUUCCCUUGUUCAAUAUUUUGUUACGUUAAAGCCAUCUACACAUUAUACCCCAUAAUGACACAGGGGGAAAAAAUGUUUUUUUAUACAUUUUUGACAAAAUUAUCAAAUAGACUGCCUUAGAUUGGAAGACCUAACCUGGUUGCCAGAUCUAUUUAUACUUAUUGCGUUAUCACAACAAACAGUCUGGCCUUAGUGCAAUCUCAUUUUUCACAUUGCAUAAUGACUGUCAAGAUGCAUUUAUGCUUUAUCAAUAUCCUUAUCUGGGAACCUAUAACUAUUGUUGUAGUGUUUGCUUACCACUGUGCAUUUUGUUAUGACAGCAUUUGUUAUGAAACACUAAUUUCAGGUGAAUAAUUCGUUUUUUGAACUGUGGUCAGUCAUCAUCACAUAUCAGACAGGUCUUGGUGUGGAUUUAAGU
Molecule: messenger RNA, 5423 nt
Organism: Oncorhynchus gorbuscha (pink salmon)
Lineage: Eukaryota; Metazoa; Chordata; Actinopteri; Salmoniformes; Salmonidae
Exons: 9
Coding region: 359-3793 (1144 amino acids)
Source: RefSeq, a predicted model, not a curated record